AUGGUCUCUGCAACGCUUUACGCGGGACUUCUGUGCUCCCUGGCAGGCCCCUCGCUGGGUGUCGUGCUGGAGAGUCUGGCCUACGGUGUCCCGGCCGGCUGGUCGUACGUCGACACUCCCUCCGACAGCACGACCAUGGCGCUGUCUGUGGCUCUGGCCCGCAAGAACAUUGACCAGCUGGAGUCCAAGCUGGCCAAGGUGUCGACCCCCGGUUCCGCGGAUUACGGCAAGUACCUCGACAUCGACGAGAUCGAGGCCGAGUUCCCCACGGUCAGCGACGAUGCCGUCGUCAGUUGGCUGAAGAGCGCCGGCGUCACGGCCUACACCCGCAGCGGCAGUCUGCUGCACUUCUCCGCCACUGUCGAGACCGUCAACGCCAUGCUCAACACCACAUUUGACUGGUACCAGAAGGGCGACUCCACCAAGCUGCGCACCACCGAGUACUCCAUCCCAGAUGACCUCGUCGACUACAUCGAGCUCAUCUCCCCCACCGUCUACUUCGGCAAGACCGUCGCGGCUGCUGCCCCGGUCGUCCACUUCCCCAGCCGCACCCGCUCCCUUGAGGCCCGCAGCAGCUCCUCCACCGUCGCUUCCCCCUGCGAGACCUCCAUCACCCCGUCUUGCAUCUAUGAGAUGUACAGCCUGGGCGGCUACGAGGCCGACGCCAACUCCGGCAGCCGCAUCGCUUUCGGCAGUUUCCUCAACCAGACCGCCAACGAGGCCGAUCUCGUCCAGUACGAGAAGCAUUUCAGCAUCCCCGUCGAGACCUUCUCCGUCGAGCUGAUCAACGGUGGCGUCAACAACCAGUCUGCCGGUAUCGACGAUGUCGACGAGGCUGACCUGGACGCUGAACUCAUCGCAACCCUCGCCCACCCGCUGCCUAUCCACGAGUACAUCACCGGCAGCACUGCUCCCUACAUCCCCGAUGCCGAUGAGCCGACGGAAGAUGAGAACGAGCCGUACCUGAUCUACUACGAGUACCUCCUCAGCCGCCCCAACUCGGCCGUUCCCCAGGUCAUCACCAACUCCUACGGUGACGAUGAGCAGACCGUCCCCGAAUACUAUGCCAAGCGCGUGUGCAACCUGAUUGGCCUGAUGGGUCUGCGCGGUAUCAGUAUCCUCGAGUCGUCCGGUGACGAGGGCGUGGGAUCUGCGUGCCAGGCCUCCGACGGCGUGACCCCCCAGUUCAACCCGAUCUUCCCUGCGACGUGCCCGUACGUGACGGCGGUGGGCGGCACGCAGGCCUUCAGCCCGGAGGUGGGCUGGACCGACUCCUCGGGUGGCUUCUCGUACUACUUCCCGCGGGCGUGGUACCAGGCAUCUGCCGUGGACCACUACCUCGACACAUACGUGUCGGCAGCAACCAAGGAAUACUACGGGCAAUACACGGAUUUCAGCGGGCGCGGGUUCCCCGACGUGGCAGCCCACAGCUUCACGCCCGACUUUGAGAUCGUGUACAAGGGCGAAUGGUACGGGUCCGGCGGCACGUCGGCCUCGUCGCCCGUCUUCGCCGGCGUGGUCGCCCUGCUCAACGACGUGCGCCUGCGUGCGGGCAAACCCGCCCUGGGCUUCCUCAACCCCUGGCUGUACUCGGAGGGAUUCAAGGCCCUCAACGACAUCAUCAAUGGCACGUCUAUCGGCUGCGACAACGUCGACCCCCAGACAGGCGAGUACGUCAACGGCAGUCUGGCCAUCCCGGGCGCCCACUGGAACGCCACCGUCGGCUGGGACCCUGUGACUGGUCUUGGUACGCCUAAUUUCCAGAAACUCAAGGAGGCUGUUCUUGCUUUCUAG
Penicilliopsis zonata CBS 506.65 is the source of this 1794-nucleotide messenger RNA. RefSeq lists its product as hypothetical. The record is from RefSeq and is a predicted model, not a curated record. Bases 1 to 1794 code for a protein of 597 amino acids. Gene Ontology annotation, biological process: proteolysis. The transcript is spliced from 3 exons. Gene Ontology annotation, molecular function: serine-type endopeptidase activity; tripeptidyl-peptidase activity. NCBI's taxonomy places the organism in Eukaryota, Fungi, Ascomycota, Eurotiomycetes, Eurotiales, Aspergillaceae.